Drosophila melanogaster (fruit fly) is the source of this 1188-nucleotide messenger RNA. RefSeq names its product odorant receptor 1a (gene Or1a). The transcript is spliced from 3 exons. Gene Ontology annotation, biological process: sensory perception of smell. Gene Ontology annotation, cellular component: plasma membrane; membrane. Gene Ontology annotation, molecular function: olfactory receptor activity; odorant binding. The coding region runs from base 1 to 1179 and encodes 392 amino acids. Lineage: Eukaryota; Metazoa; Arthropoda; Insecta; Diptera; Drosophilidae. The record is from RefSeq and is marked reviewed.
AUGUCAAAGCUAAUCGAGGUGUUUCUGGGUAAUCUGUGGACGCAGCGUUUUACCUUCGCCCGAAUGGGUUUGGAUUUGCAGCCCGAUAAAAAGGGCAAUGUUUUGCGAUCUCCGCUUCUUUAUUGUAUUAUGUGUCUGACAACAAGCUUUGAGCUCUGCACCGUGUGCGCCUUUAUGGUCCAAAAUCGCAACCAAAUCGUGCUUUGUUCCGAGGCCCUGAUGCACGGACUACAGAUGGUCUCCUCGCUACUGAAGAUGGCUAUAUUCUUGGCCAAAUCUCACGACCUGGUGGACCUAAUUCAACAGAUUCAGUCGCCUUUUACAGAGGAGGAUCUUGUAGGUACAGAGUGGAGAUCCCAAAAUCAAAGGGGACAACUAAUGGCUGCCAUUUACUUUAUGAUGUGUGCCGGUACGAGUGUGUCAUUUCUGUUGAUGCCAGUGGCUUUGACCAUGCUUAAGUACCAUUCCACUGGGGAAUUCGCGCCUGUCAGCUCGUUCCGGGUUCUGCUUCCAUACGAUGUGACACAACCGCAUGUUUAUGCCAUGGACUGCUGCUUGAUGGUAUUUGUGUUAAGUUUUUUUUGCUGCUCCACCACCGGAGUGGAUACCUUAUAUGGAUGGUGUGCUUUAGGCGUGAGUUUACAAUACCGUCGCCUCGGUCAACAACUUAAAAGGAUACCCUCCUGUUUCAAUCCAUCUCGGUCUGACUUUGGAUUAAGUGGGAUUUUUGUGGAGCAUGCUCGUCUGCUUAAAAUAGUCCAACAUUUUAAUUAUAGUUUUAUGGAGAUCGCAUUUGUGGAGGUUGUUAUAAUCUGUGGACUCUAUUGCUCAGUAAUUUGUCAGUAUAUAAUGCCACACACCAACCAAAACUUCGCCUUUCUGGGUUUCUUUUCAUUGGUAGUUACCACACAGCUGUGCAUCUAUCUUUUCGGUGCCGAACAGGUCCGUUUGGAGGCUGAGCGAUUUUCCCGGCUGCUAUACGAAGUAAUUCCUUGGCAAAACCUUCCUCCUAAACACCGGAAACUUUUCCUUUUUCCAAUUGAGCGCGCCCAACGAGAAACUGUUCUCGGUGCUUAUUUCUUCGAACUAGGCAGACCUCUUCUUGUUUGGAUAUUUCGCACAGCAGGCUCUUUUACAACUUUGAUGAACGCUCUCUACGCAAAAUACGAAACGCAUUAAAAAACAAAG